This is a messenger RNA of Rhipicephalus sanguineus (brown dog tick), 2979 nucleotides long. RefSeq names its product proteoglycan 4. The coding region runs from base 212 to 1528 and encodes 438 amino acids. The transcript has 5 exons. The record is from RefSeq and is a predicted model, not a curated record. NCBI's taxonomy places the organism in Eukaryota, Metazoa, Arthropoda, Arachnida, Ixodida, Ixodidae.
UCCGACGCUAGCCAUAAACUUUGUUGUCAUGGCCGUGAAUAGGAGAAAGGCGUGAAACCUGGUUUGACUCGGGACGACCUCGUUUCGUAAAGAGCCGUGACGUCUCGCUUUCCUGAAAGGGUUUGCUCGCUGCGUGCCUUUUCUCGGCAAAAGUGACGACAGCAGCUUUCUCGAAAGCGGCAGGGGGGCGACGACCGAUCACACUUGUGCCAUGGCGUCGUCUAAAGUUCGGGAGCAGGUGGAGUCUUACUUUCGCGAUCUAAACUACGCUUCGUCGAGGAUCGUUGAGGACAUGUCAAUCAUCAGGAAUGCUCACGGCGAAGACUGGGACCGCAUAUCGGAGAAUAAGAAGACCGAAAUCGCCUGGGACUCGCUAGUCGGCCCUGACAUCAGAGAGAAGUACAACUACUACCCCAAACAGUACGCCGAAGUCGAAGUCUUUCCGGUCAUCGGGCUCAACACUGGCGACCGCAUGGUUUCGGACGAAGACGCCGCGAAUGCCAGAACUACGAAGGCAGGGUGCUGGCGAGAUGAGCAUUCUGCACCUUUCAGUUGGGAAACCCAGAGCCAGUUGAACAUGCGCAUCUUCGACGCAGUCGACGAGGUCGACCGGAAAGAUGACGCGGAUGAUUCAGUCACCAAUGCAGCGAUGAACAAACAGCAAACCUGUGUCAGCCCUGCUUCCGAGCAAGCCGCCGAUGCCCCAAGCCCUGUUAAAUCUAAAGAUCCGGCUAAUACAGCCACUGAGAUAAGUAAGGUUGUUAACGGAGUCGGCGCUGCGAAGACCAGCACUUUCAAGCCCUGCCUGGUUAGCAGCAGCGCAUCCGAGCCCAAUGUCGGCAGAGUGGCAGCCGGCUCGAAAGCGGACACCUCGAGCAACACUCUAGACACCUCCGCCCUCAAGCACGUCAAGUUCAGCAAUGGCGUGGAGUCUCGAGUCCCGCCGGCCGCUCAGAGCCGACCCGAGUCGAGGGUCGUAGUCGGUGGGAGCCUGCCCAGGGUGAUCCAUGCAGAUCCCAAGGUUCAGGCCGGUGGCAGCACGGUCGAAUACAAGGCACAGGAACUGAGACCUCCUCCGCCGUCGAGGUCGCAGGAGUCCGUGUGCUCCAUCGCGUCCCGGGGAUCGUCCAAUCCGCCGACUCCCGUGGAACGGAAGGGGCGUCGGAGGGCACCGACGCCGCCCAAGGCGCCUCCUCCGGACCCGCCCAGGCCGAAGACGGCACCGCCCAAGCCACCGGCUGUACUGGCAACACAUAGCCAGAAGCCUCCCGAAGCUCCGAGGAAGCAUCCAUCAGUGAAGCCACCAGCACCCCCCAUACCCACAGUCAAGUCACCCACGCGAGAGGCAGCGCCCAAGCCAAUCGAAAAAGAGGCCCCUCCAGAGGCCACUCCAGUCCGACCUCCGAGGCUUCCGUCGCCGCCAAAGGACGAUCCAAAAGACAGUGAAGUUGCUCCCAAGGAACCCGUGGCAGUUAGGAGCCCGGAGGGGAUUCCAAAGACUGGAUUUGACUUUCUCGACAACUGGUAACCAGAAUGCCACUUGUGUCGUCUGAGGAAACGAAAUCCGAGUGAAUGGACUCAACACUUGCCUUUGUGUUCCAUGGCUCUGCUGUUAUCCCUUGGUGCUCUGGCUGCGGGGCUUUUUGUAGUGGAGUUCAGGAUGUAUUGGUAUACUCAGCCGAUACCGCACACUGCUCCCUAUACUCCCCUAAGUAAUAUACCGGUUUAUGAAGAUGACUUUGUAAGACGUAAGGGUGGCUGUCUUAGUUGGACUUAAGUUUGAUGUUACUGUAAAAGUUGGGAAAGGGCAGGUGUUUCUCCGAGUUGAUGAUAUUCAAGGAAGAAAAUUCUAGGCUCAACUUUUGUUAAGUGAAUGUAGCUAGGUUUAUAGGAAGUGCUGCAGCAGGGUGGUGUGUUUCGAGAGGCUGGGACAGUGCAUUUUACAAUAACCCAUAUUGCACUCAGACCUCAUUAUAACAGUCACAUCUGCCUCAAAAAUAGCUUCGUUAUAUCCAAAAAUUCGUUAUAAACGUUUAUUUGUAAUACUGUAUAUAUGACAACACUAUUGCUCACUUCAUUAUAACCGAUACUUCAUUAUAUCCGUGUUCGUUAUAUCGAGGUUUGAGUUUAUUUCGGUUAUUGGCUCAGCCAUCAUCACCAUCUCUGAGAUCAGCUGCUUUGUGUAAAGAAAGGUAAGAAUUUUGUAAAAUGAGGUCAGUCAAUAUGUAAUGCACUUCUGGUCUGCUUGUAGCUUCAGAUCUGUGGUGUGGUGGGAGUUUAUCUUAGAAGCUGCGGGCUUUGCUCAAGACACUCCCAAGGCAUGUGCAGGAAAUGAACUGGGAACUAAUGGUUGCUGUUAAAAGGGUGUGAUUUAUGGGGCCUGGCUUUCGAGUCUCACUUUUGAGCAAGCUUCUUUUAUUUAUGCAGAUUGAGCUGAUUAGUGUUGCGAUACAUUACCUGCCAGGCAUGCUUAACAACGAUCAUCUCGUGCUCACUUUUUCACUUCAUGCCCUGGGAGCCCCAUGCAGAUUAAGCACAAUGAUAAUCGAAAGUGGCCUUGCAACAAAGGUACAAUGCAAGUGCUCUGCAAGCCAGGGUUUCCAUCUUCGGGAGCUAAGUGCAAGCUAUUCCCAUGUUGCUCCAGCCAAGAGUGUCCCGACCAACGCUGUUCUACGAGUGUUGGCCGCGACCGUACUGAAAUGCAACCGGCAGCUCCCCUAUAUCUUGCAGAGGUCUAAACUUGCGUUGCAAGUGAGCAUCCUGGCCUUCAUGUGUUACAGGCGUGUGACACCUGCCGAACUUUUUCAUUUCUAGUCUAAGAGCAACCGAUGCUAUGCACGGAGCGUUCUAUGACAACAUUCUGCGUGUGCUAACUCUAAAGAGUUUUAACAUGUCCUUGUAUGUACUGCUAUUUAUGGAACUGUGAUUCCAAAGUCGUGUACAAAGAGCACAACUACUGCAUACGUCCCUGGCAUUUUG